Messenger RNA from Eucalyptus grandis, 1942 nucleotides. RefSeq names its product O-fucosyltransferase 7. Gene Ontology annotation, cellular component: cytoplasm. The record is from RefSeq and is a predicted model, not a curated record. The annotation marks the transcript as partial. NCBI's taxonomy places the organism in Eukaryota, Viridiplantae, Streptophyta, Magnoliopsida, Myrtales, Myrtaceae. The transcript is spliced from 12 exons.
CGUGCGCCAUAUGCGCCGUCGCCCUGGUCGCCCUGCUGUCCGGGAACGUCCGCGUGCUCCCCGCCCGGGGCCUCCUUCGCUCCGCAGUUCUUGAAGCAAUACCAGAGACAGGGGAGCGAGCAGAGCUGGACGAAGGAACUCGUUCCGCCUCAAAUUUCGAAAAAUUCACGGUCUUCUCGCAAGAUAAACAGCGCUGGCUGGAAUUUGGAUUUUGAUAAGCUCUGGAAGCCUCCAUCAAACCGUGAUUUCGUGCCAUGUAUAAGCACAAAUUAUACAGUUCCUGUAGCAUCGCAAGGUUACCUUCUAGUCCAUACCAAUGGCGGACUUAAUCAGAUGCGAGCUGGGAUAUGUGACAUGGUUGCUGUAGCUCGUAUAAUAAAUGCUACUUUGGUGAUUCCUGACCUAGAUAAACGUUCUUUUUGGCAUGAUUCUAGCAACUUUUCUGAUAUCUUUGAUGAAGAACAUUUUAUAAGCAGUUUGGCUAAUGAUGUUAAAGUUGUAAAGAAGCUUCCCAAGGAAUUGGCUAAAACCACAAAGUUAGUGAAGGAAUUUAAAAGUUGGUCUGGCAUGGAUUACUAUCACAAAGAGAUAGCUGGCAUGUGGGAAUAUUAUGAGGUAAUACGAGCUUCAAAGUCAGAUUCUCGUCUUGCAAAUAAUAAUCUUCCAUCAGCCAUUCAAAAGCUACGCUGUCAUGCUUGUUAUGGAGCCCUUCGUUUUGCACCCCGUAUUGAAGCAAUGGGAAAGUUGCUGGUUGAGCGGAUGAGAUCUUAUGGUCGAUAUAUCGCUCUUCAUUUGCGGUAUGAGAAGGACAUGCUUGCCUUUAGUGGGUGUACACAUGGUUUAUCAACAGCUGAAGCUAAAGAACUGCAGAUAAUAAGGCAGAAAACUGCGCAUUGGAAGAAUAAGAAUAUUAAUUCUACUGAGCAGAGAUCUAAAGGAUACUGCCCUCUAACUCCAAAGGAGGUCGCAAUUUUUCUCACAGCCCUUGGGUAUCCAACCAAUACACCCAUAUACAUUGCUGCUGGAGAUAUAUAUGGAGGUGACUCUCAUAUGACUGAACUACGGUCCCGCUAUCCAAUGUUGAUGAGCAAGGAAAAACUAGCAUCAGUUGAGGAGCUGGAACCUUUUAUGAACCAUGCAUCCCAGAUGGCAGCACUGGAUUACAUUGUUUCUGUGGAGAGUGAUGUGUUCAUCCCAUCCUACUCAGGAAAUAUGGCAAGGGCAGUCGGAGGUCACCGACGCUUUUUGGGGCAUAGAAAGACAAUAUCACCGGACAGGAAAGCUCUUGUUCGUCUAUUUGACAAAAUUGAGCAGGGGACUCUGAAAGAAGGCAGUAGAUUUUCGGAUCGCAUUGCCGAACUCCACAAAAAACGGCAAGGGUCCCCACGGAAGAGGAAAGGCCCCAUCUCAGGAACAAAGGGCAUGGAUAGAUUUCGUUCAGAGGAGGCAUUCUACGAGAACCCUUUGCCAGAUUGUUUAUGCCGGAGUGAAUUGCCUGAAGUGAAUGCAUCAGCUGACAUGAGGUAGAUCAUGUUGAGCGGAAAUGCUCCCGAAAGAUAGACAUUUGUCGCGGCUUCAGGCACUUCAAGCUCUUGGGACUGACUGCAGUAAAUAGAUAGGGGACGCGGAACCUGUAUAGACAGAGUUUUAGGAUUAGGUAGGAGGGAGGCCAUGCACAGAAAGUUAAAUGCGUUUGCAAUAAGCAAGCAGGGGGGGAUAGUUUGAUCACUGAAGAUGGGCCUUGCAUUUUAUCAUCAAGGCAAAAUCUUUUGAGUAGAUGGCUGGUAUAGGGUGAUUGGUUAGAUAUAAUUCAUUUAGGAUGCAAUAAUUCUAUCAUAGUUUUUCCACUAUGCACGUUCCUCAUGUGCGGUUACUUCAGCUGUUCCACUUCGGUUACUCCAGCUUGUUCUCUAUGCGAGUCAUCCAUCGAGGUUGAAGGAAA